ACGGAUAAACACCUUUUGGACUUACUGUGGUUAAUCAACUGUUACUAAACCAUGUUUGGCACAAUCCAAGUGGGUUAUCAAGUCACAAAAGCCACGGGAUUAGGAAACUUGCAUACCUCCAAGGCCUACUGUGUCUUUCAUUGUUUUGGAAAGCCGUGAUCAGAGACAGAAAACUGAAGAGUUAUCUUGCAUCACAAUAUGGCCUCAGAAUCUACAUACCAACACCAGUCCUCUGACAAAGAAAACAUUCCUUUCAAUGAUAAAGAUCUGGCUGGAAUCUCUUCUGAAAACAUGAAGGAGAAUGAUGAGAUGGCUCUGACUGAGUCAGAUGUGGAUGCAAGAGUCACUCAUGAUGCAGAGGAAUACAGAACUGAGAGUCCCAGACGUGUGCGGGACAUUCACCUGGAUGGGACAACGGAUAAUAUGCCGAAUGUGGAUCCUUACAUGUUGGAUGGGAAAGAUUUGGACAUUCAAUCUGAGGCUGGAGGGCAAGCAGGCAGUGUGUGCUCCAGCCUCAGUACACGUUCAUGGAAAUCUACUCGAACACCUCGGACUCCGAAGACAAGAACCUCUACAAGUUCUGCGCCUCGGUCUUCAAUUGCAAGUCGGGCCAGAAACAUUAAAGAUCACGAGUCGGGACCUUUUCUCUCUAUUGAUCUCAUGCCUGAGGGAUCCCAGUCUCCAUCUGUUCGAAAAUCGGGAUCAAGGCUUGGCAAGUCGUCGCUCCAUAGCAGUCAUCACACAUUGCUCUCGGCAUCCAGCAGUGGUCUCGUUUCACAGCAGUCUGCUCGUAGUGUCGAGGGAGGCCUCAGUCCACGUCGUCCAGAUCUCAGCCAUUUGUCACCUUCCUCAUUUUCCUCACUGACCAGAAAACCAGCGAAGCCAAACGUCAAUGUGAAAAUGCCUUUCAAACAACAUGUUGUGGAUGAAAGUCUCAAAGAUUCGAACAAAGUCAAUCCAGGCAUGGGACUAACAGAGCGUACAGCACUGGCCACCCAUCUCAUUCACAAAGUCUUGAGGGACCAGAGACCGUCCAAGACUCACUACAUCAGUGGAAGGCUGCUAAAAGCCAGGUUGAAGCCUUUAGAGCCUGUGAGGUUCUCUGAGCCGACAAUACGUCAGUGUCGUGGCAUUGUGGCAGAGACGAGGAACUACUCGCCCUGCACCAGCCGUACGUUCCAGAGAUGGAAGGCCAUCAUGUCCGGAGCCCCGGUGCCGAGGGCCCAGGGAGCCACGGCUGGUCGCCAGGACCUUAAGGGGCGGGAGUCCGCCUGUGAGUCGGUUCAUUGCACGUCGGAGGCGUCGUCUCCAGACUUGACCAUUGACCUAAUCAACGACCUCGACGGAAAUGAGCUUGGGGAUGAUGAUGAUGAUUACCUGCUGUCUGACACGGUGGAUAGAGAAAAGCUGGACAGAGAGCUUCUUGGGCCAGAUACAAGAGCUGUGGCAUCUGUCUCUUUGCCCAACUCCAGGUCCGGCCCUUCUCAUGCAGAGGAGUCUCUUGCAGAUAUAGAGGGUCCAAACUUCCAGGUGUCAGGCAGUCCGGAAGCCAAGGAUGAUGUGGGGGAAGUUGGAAUGGCAGAAGAAAUCACUGAGAGGUCUGUUCAGGAGAAUGCUAGCGAAGAGAAGAGAUAUUCACGCACUAGUGAAAGUGCCUUAUCCUGUGGAACUUAUUUCCAGAAUUCGGAACGAAAUGGAGAAGAUGAAAAUGUAAACGUGACUGGGUUGAUGGCAGUUGCUCAAGGUGGACGCCGACCUCACAGCGCCACCUAUCCUCAGGAAGUUUAUACACCGAGAGCUGCAAACCUAAGGCCAAAGACAGCUGUAGAUUCCUCUAGAAAAGCUGUAAGGUUUGCUGAUGAGUCCAGAGUCUUGCAGCCAUGUUCUCAGCAAGAUGCUAAAACGGGUUCAGCGGCUAAUGACAAAUCUAAUGAAAAAAGCGAAGAAAAAUUAAGCGGUAGUAAGAAAGGUAAAUCGUCCUGUCGGCCGCAGUCUUUGGAUAGUGGUUUCCACGACAAGGAUGGUGGAGGGGAUGGCAACGAUGAGGGAAGAGGUCGGACUUUUGUCACGCAGGAGAGUGCUCGUUCUUCUCCGAGUAAGGCGCUUUCAGAGAGUACACUAUCUUCCCAGCAAAAUCACUCAGACUCCAAUGGAGGAAAAAAGCAAGCAGAUUGGUCCUCUGUAUCAAGUGUUUCUUCAAGCUCCUCAUCGAACCAUGUUGGUGUGACGAACAAGGGAGAUCUUCAAGAUGCAGUCAGUCUUGGCGCUUUUGUCGACUCGGACAAUGUCAAAAAUCAGCUGGAAAGGCCCGUUUCUGCUGGGGUGAUGUAUGCAGAAGCAAAGGAAGUGACCCACGCAAGGGUUGGUCGAAUGAAUGUGAAAGACAGAUUAGAUCAAAGAUUUGCCAGGUAUAAAGAGGGAAAACAAAAUACUGCCACACGGAAUUGUCAUGAAAAUGAUUCAGUAAUGAAGAAUUCUGAUAUAAAUAAGAAUGUCGCCAAAAAAGAGACGACUCACUCUAAUUCUUUCAAUGAGGAUACACAAUGUACAGAUCCAGCUCUAAAGUCCGAAGACUCACAGUCUGAACCGGAUCAAUCCUCAAAAUUAAGCCGCACCUUCCAUCGCCCUCCGAGCUCAUCUUCAAAAAAAGCCAAAGCGUACAAAUCCCUGAUUGCGAAAAUGAGAAAAGGCAAAGUGAGGCCAUACAGUGGGUCAGUAUAUGCAGACCGAGAACUCAAAGACAAAAACUCUGUCUCAGGCGCUAGAAGAGACAUACAGGGCACUCCCUCAAAUUUCUCUGAGAGGUCCCACAUUCUUAGCAAACAUGGGCUUUUAGGAAAUUCUGCUUCUAAAAGUUGGCCAGGAAGUACUAAACCUAGGCCUGCAAGCGCUUGCACUGCUCAGGUCAAGAGAGAGAAUGAGAAAUCUUUGAAAAAGGCUACCAUUAAAGUGGAUACUGUUGUGGAGAAGACUGGGCGUGAUAUUAAACAGGAACGUGAUGGCUCACGAUUUGUUUACAAUCAAUAUUUAGAAGUUUUAGCUAGCGGGAGAUCAAGACCCAGAUCAAGCACGAAGGUGACGUUUGCAGAAAAAGAUGACUACUCUGAUGGAUGCCGCAGUGACAGGAGAUCAUCUUCUGGCUACCCUCACGAGCAGUUGCUCUCUGCAAAUAGCCCGAGGCAACUGGAACCUUUUCACAGAGCGUCUCUUACCUUGGGUGGAUCUGCUGAUGAUGCUCACUGUGACCUUGACCAGAUGUGGGAUGAGCUUCCUUGUGACGACUCUGACUGUGAAGAUGCCAACAUUUACGGUCAUAACGAAGGUGAUGACGAUGAAUAUCGUAAAUUUAUGAGCAAGUUUGACCAGCUGGAGUCUGAAUUGAGUGCUGCGACAAGAGAACUCAGACGUGAAACUGCAAGCAUUCAAAAGAAAUUUCUGUCUGAAAACUCGAAGACGCUACAGCAUAACCAGGUGGCAUGUGUGCAUGAUGAAGAUGUGAAACCGACGGCUGUGAUGAGAUUUGAAGGGACCUUCAUAACAGCUGGUGAUGCUGACCAGGUUGAGUUGUUAGAAAUCCAAGACAAGUCAGAAGAAAAUCCAGAAAGCCAGUCUGCGAUCGGUUCACCAAAAUCUACAACUCCAUCAAAAUCCAAAGAAGUAGAGUUUUUAUUUAGUGCGGAAUUUAGUGCUGAUCUCUAUAAAAAGACAAACUUCUACACAGAAGUCACCAAUAAAGACAAGAGACCCAAGAGUGGACAGAAAGAUAGAAACACAUUUGAACGAUCAGAGGGCAAAGAAAAUGACAAACUUGCUAAAGUUGCCAAAGCUAGCUGCUCUCGGCAAUCAAAAAGACCUGUCUCUGCAAAUGCUAAAGAAAAGGUCAAACCUGCGGUCCAUAUUCCGACGUGUGUCACUCUUGAACUCGAUGCAGCAUUUGAGGUAAAAAAAGACACUCGCUCUGAAAAUGAAAAUAAAGAGAGCUUGUCUGGGCAACGCAGAUUGUCUCUUUCUCAAGAAGGGAUGACAGAGGUCCAUGGUUUUGGUGGUAGUAAAGAUUCUGCCUGCGACAGCGGAGACAUUUCCAAGGGUCCAGGAGCAGAUGGAGGGGUCAAAGCCUCGUCCUUGAAGGAGGGCUCAGGGAAGAGUGGCUUAAGCUUAUCAGAACAAGUCAGUGAAGUUGAGAAAGGGAACACUUCAAAUAAUAAACUCCAUGUGUUCAAGUCUACAGCAGAAGUCCCUCAAAAAACUUCUGAGGCAAGUGCGGAUUAUCACAGUUUAAUCUUAGCAUACAGGCAGUCUUGUAUGGAAGAUAGUGAUGAUGAAGGGAGCAAGCGUGAGAACAAGAAACAACGUGGUAGUCAGCCUUUGAACAAGAAAAGCACUAGUAACAAUCUCAAUGGAUCUGCUUUUGGGAAAUUGAGUAAGGACAGACAUGAAAAUAGAAAAGGAACAACAACGUCAAAGGGUGGGGAGAAUGGUAGUAAAAAGUCCAGAGGUGAGAUGUCUUUUGGUAGGAAAGAGGAUGAGACAAAGUCCUCUGGACAACGGCCUGUAAGUGCCGCGACCACAGACAGCGGGGUGGAGAGUGACUCUGCCUCUCAUAAAGGACUUAAAGGUCUUGAAACUAACCACACUAGGAAGUCUCAUGAGGUCGAUAGUGGCUGUGAUAAUUGCCAAUCCAAGGAACCCAUCAUGUCUCAAUUGUCCAAAUCUACUCACGUCAUUGGACUGGAUCAGUCACAUCAUGCAAAUAAGCUCAGUUCUGAUCAGUCGCAUCCAAGUACACAACAUUCAGGAAGUCUCUGCGAUGAAGAGGCUGGAGGUUUGAAGGAAGAGGCAGAGGAAAUGCUCCCAGCACAAGUGCGGCGUAGAUCUCAAGUGUCGGAAGCAGACAGUGCUGUGUCGGAUGCUGAGCCUGUUCUUGGAGAUGGAGAUGAGCUACACUCUGAAAAUAUUCUCCCAGCCACUGCCAAGAUUUCACAAAGCUCCGGUCCUCUGGAAAUUGUUGCAGAGCCAAUAAAGCUUGCCAAAUCAAGAGCUCCCCAACAUGAAGAAGAUAUCUCAGCCUUGUCCAAGCUGCCUCCCCUGUGCUUCCGUCUUAACGCCCGCCCUCCCUCUGGAUUCCUUUACUAUUUUGCCUACGACUCCACCAUGAACCCUGACAGGAUGGCUUCGUACUUGAAGUCAGAGACCAAGCUUAAACGUUUUUGGUCAAUUCUCUUUGGCUUUGGUGUGGUCUUCAAUAAGAAAGGAGGUGGUGAGGACAAGUCAGUUGGGGGAUUCCCCAACUUGGAGCACAACCCGACAUCCUCUGUGGAGGGAUGCAUCUAUCAACUCACGCCUGAGCAGUUGACCUCCCUGGAUCAGUUCAUGGGAUACCCUAUGAUGUCGGAGCAUGUGGUGUUACCCGUGUGGAUGUCCAACUGUACAGAGGGUACAGAGGAUGGUGGGCUGGGGGUGGCUCAGUACUGUGUCCCAGCAGUCAUGUACAUAGCAAAGACUCGAGCAACGUGGCAAGAACCAGUAGAUCCGAACCAGUUCGUUGUGAGCCAGUGCCACAAGGCUGCUGACAUUACGUCACCAGCAUAUCAGGGACAUCUCGCCUCUUUUUCAAGCCCUGUGACCUGUACAUCCCUUGCGCUUGUUGCAGCUUAAAAUUGUCAAAAUGAAAUCGUUUGGGAGGUUUUUUUCUCCCUGUUUUAUCUAUAAUGUGAUAUUACUUUUUCUUGUUGCUAAGCAGAUUUGUUCACAAUCACAUUUAUU
This is a messenger RNA of Aplysia californica (California sea hare), 5763 nucleotides long. RefSeq lists its product as uncharacterized. The record is from RefSeq and is a predicted model, not a curated record. Lineage: Eukaryota; Metazoa; Mollusca; Gastropoda; Aplysiida; Aplysiidae.